AUGUUGAGUGUUGCUAUAAGCUACAAAGAGGUUUUUGAUCGGGUAAAGACAAGAGACCCAAAGUAUACAUGUUUUCCUACAGACCAGGAAUGGGAGUUGGAUAGUGAGAUUUGUGAAAGAUUACAGCUUUUUUAUGAGGUGACUGUUAUGUUCUCUGGUUCAAAGUAUCCUACAACUAAUGUUUUUUUUUUUCCUUUGAUAUGUGAGAUUGGGUAUUCUUUGCGUGAAUGGACAAAAUCUCCUAUUGAGGAGAUUAGGGAGAUGGCUGAACAAAUGGUUUCUAAGUUCAAUAAGUAUUGGUCUGUAAUUCAUGGGAUAAUGGGAAUGGCAGCGGUUUUAGAUCCACGAUACAAGUUAAAGUUUGUGGAGCUACUUUUUCCUGUGCUUUAUGGAGAAGAAAAGGCAAAGAUUGAAUUUCAAAAUUUGGAGGGGUUUGUCAAAACUUUGUUUCAAGAGUACGAGUCAAGUGUUUAUGAUGGUUCGGUUCCCGGUUCAUCUUCAUUUGGUUCUAGUAUGUCUUCCGAUCAUCGUGUUGGAUUCAAAAAGCUUUUAUCAGAUAUUGCUUCUAUUACUAGAGAUGAUGAUGACUCAGGAGGUAUGAGUGAGUUGGAUAACUACUUGAAGGAGAAAUUGUUGCCUAAAGACAUGGAACUUGAUUUCUUGGCGUGGUGGAAAACAAAUGGGAUUAAAUACCCGACACUACAAAGGAUCGCUAAAGAUAUAUUAACUAUUCCUAUUUCCAUUGUUGCCUCGGAAUCAGCUUUCAGCACUAGUGGAAGAUUAGUAAGUCCUCAUCGUAGUCGAAUUCAUCCAAAGACAUUGGAGGCUUUAAUGUGUGCUCAAAGUUGGUUGUUGAAUGAAAUUCGAGCAACUUGUUCUGAAGAGACCGAGGCAUAUUGUCAUUCUGUUGAAUUUGAUUAUGAUGUGGAAGAGGAAAACACUAAAGAAAGCGGGACAACAAGUUUGGAUGAUUUUGUUUGAUUUUGAGUUUGUUUUAAUGUUAAGUGGUAAUGUAUUAUUGUGAUGAAUUAGUUUUUCAUAUUUUGUACUUUGGUAUUUUGGUUGGUUGGUUGUUGUUACAAUACUAGACUAUUAGUAAUUUCUAUUUGGUUAAAU
Messenger RNA from Lactuca saligna, 1116 nucleotides. NCBI's taxonomy places the organism in Eukaryota, Viridiplantae, Streptophyta, Magnoliopsida, Asterales, Asteraceae. The record is from the annotation of a GenBank genome assembly.